Messenger RNA from Parascedosporium putredinis, 1071 nucleotides. The record is from the annotation of a GenBank genome assembly. NCBI's taxonomy places the organism in Eukaryota, Fungi, Ascomycota, Sordariomycetes, Microascales, Microascaceae.
AUGUCAAGCAAAAAUGUGGAGUCUGGCACAACAGGCCAAGGCUCUGUCCCCACGGCUCAGCAUCUCUCAGCUGGUCAUCCAGCGCCAUAUGGUGACCUGAUAGCCGAUUUCUCCACCACAGGGGAUGGCGAUGGAGGCCUACCGUCAUUCCGUCCCAUCCGUCUCGAACCCGGAUCCUUUACUGUUGAACUCGUGCUCGACGUUCGUGAGAUUCGUGCGACCAAAGACCGAGAUUAUCUGCAGGAAGAGCUGAUGAAGCAAGGGGUUAGGCCCAUAAUGAGGAGCUUGGACCUUGGCGACGCCCAGUGGGUUGCAAGAUGCAACGACCCAUCCUUAUUAACGCGGCUUGGUGCUGAAGGCGAGGAGGUCGUUCUUGAUUGGAUUGUAGAGAGAAAGCGGCUGGAUGACCUAGUGGCCAGUAUCAAAGAUGGUCGAUUUCACGAACAAAAGUUUCGCCUACGAAAGUCGGGUGUCAAACAUGUCAUUUACAUCGUUGAGGAGAUCUCCAUGGAUGCUGCUGUGUACCAGCGGGUAGAGGAUGCUGUGACGACCGCCAUGGCGCAGAUCCAAGUCGUCAACGGCUACUUCUUGAAAAGAACUCAGACGAUGGACCAAACCAUUCGGUACCUUUCCCGGAUGACCCAUCUACUGCGAUCUCAAUAUCAAGCGCGGCAUAUCAAAGUUAUCCCGACAAAGGUGCUUACGGCGCAGAACUACCUACCCUUGCUCGAGCAUCACCGCCGGAUCGAUCCUCAAGGAGGCUACUACGUUAGCUACCCUGCCUUUUCGUCGUUGGCUUCAAAAUCAGAUAUGCUCACGCUGCGCGACGUAUUUUUAAAGAUGCUUAUGACAACGAGGGGCGUCACGGGGGAGAAAGCAAUCGAAAUCCAAAAGCGUUGGAAGACGCCGUACAACUUUGUGAAAGCUUUCGAGGCCUGCGGGCACGGGGAGGCGGCCAAGAAGCGGAAGCGAGAGCUUGUUGCCAGCGAGCUUGACUUUCUGGUUGCCCCGCGGAGAAAGAUUGGCAAGCAGCUGAGCGAGAGAAUCGCCGAGGUGUGGGGAGGUGUUUGA